This is a messenger RNA of Sorex araneus (European shrew), 528 nucleotides long. RefSeq names its product Fer3 like bHLH transcription factor (gene FERD3L). The record is from RefSeq and is a predicted model, not a curated record. Gene Ontology annotation, molecular function: protein dimerization activity; RNA polymerase II transcription regulatory region sequence-specific DNA binding; DNA-binding transcription factor activity, RNA polymerase II-specific. Gene Ontology annotation, biological process: developmental process; regulation of transcription by RNA polymerase II. Bases 1 to 528 code for a protein of 175 amino acids. Lineage: Eukaryota; Metazoa; Chordata; Mammalia; Eulipotyphla; Soricidae. The transcript has a single exon.
AUGGCGCUCUACCCCAAGAGCUGCGUGGACGCCACCAUGCUGGACUUUGUCGCAGACUUGGCCUCCUCGGGCCACCCUCUCCUCGGGGAUUUCGAGCCUGGCGUCUGCUUUGGGGACCGAGACCUGUCCCGGGGUGAAGGAAGAGCCGGGGUGCGGGCGGGUCUGCCGGAGGGACACCCCGAGGAAGAGGAGGAAGAGGAGGAGGAAGAGGAGGAGGGCGGAGUAGACGACGGGGAGGAGGAAGGGGAGGAGGAGGGGGAUGAAGAGGAGCCGGCGAGAGGCGCGUGUCUGCUUGGCCGCCCCAAGAGGAAGCGGGUGAUCACCUCGGCGCAGCGCCAGGCCGCCAACAUCCGCGAGAGGAAACGCAUGUUCAACCUCAACGAGGCCUUCGACGAGCUGCGCAGGAAGGUGCCCACGUUCGCCUACGAGAAGAGGCUGUCGCGGAUCGAGACCCUGCGCCUGGCCAUCGUCUACAUCUCCUUCAUGACCGAGCUCCUGGACAGCUGCCAGAAGCAGGAGAGCGGCUGA